Molecule: messenger RNA, 798 nt
Organism: Myotis daubentonii (Daubenton's bat)
Lineage: Eukaryota; Metazoa; Chordata; Mammalia; Chiroptera; Vespertilionidae
Gene: AKAP14
Product: A-kinase anchoring protein 14
Cellular component (GO): cAMP-dependent protein kinase complex
Molecular function (GO): protein kinase A regulatory subunit binding
Source: RefSeq, a predicted model, not a curated record
AAUUUGCGAAAUCAGCCUCAUUACUUUCUAGUCACACUUUUAGGUCUCCCUGAGUAAAGUGAGCAGAUCACAUGUUCUAGUCACUUUCUUAUUAUUUUCCAAUGAACCAAACUUGCCUCCCAAGUAAGGGUCUGGAAGAAAGUGAGUGUGUACAUAUAGGCAGUGUGUAUGUACACAUCAACAUCUGAGCAUGUGAAUCUACAGUCCAAAGGCCGGUCUCAAGUGAUCUUUGCAUUAGUAACUCAUUUCAUUUCAGCUCCACCUUUUUUCUCCUCCACUUGUGGAGAUAAUGGGAAGUUGACUAGUUUGAAUCCCAAUCAAAAGUGUUAGAAAUGGACUCCAGAAGCAGGGCUGUAACCCCUACUGUUGUGCGCUGCCUUUAUCUAGAGGCCUUUCUCUGUGUGCUCUUUCUUUUUUCUGUGAAACAGACUUGGGAGUAUGAAGACCGUUGGGUUCACUACACAAAGUUGGUAGAGAGGAGAGACCUGAUUCACAGCUUCCACUACAUCUACUCUGUACGCUGGAGUGUCCCAACUUCUCAGAUACCCACGGCAUACAGCUCUGCCUUUGCCUUCUUCACCGUCAAGUUCAACAAAAACAAACCUCCGGAUGCACCCAUUGAUAUCUCUUAUAUGUUUGAAGGCCAGUCACUAGUUCACAGACCAGGAACGACUCGCUUUCGAGAAAAUUGGGUGAAGGAAAUGGUUGUGGCCAAACAUAAUAUAAUGAAGUCAUUUCCCUUCUAAUUCAAUUGUGUCUGACUCUUACAGAAUGUUUUAUGAUUGGAUUUCUAAUCAG